UUUAAAUUAUUGAAAGUCAUCGCUGUCUAUCUAUUAAUAUAAACAAUUUUUUAAUAAUCAAAUUGUUAAAGUUUUAAUUCAGCAAAAUCUCGAAAAAAAAAUGAUUCUCUUUCUAAUUUUUUUACUCGUAAUGGAUAUAAAAUGCGAAGAACACAUAUAUGAUUCAAAUAACUUCAGCUUUUUGACAAUGGGAGAUACCGGAGGUAUACCGAGAUAUCCUUAUACCUCACAUUCGGGAAGAGUGCUCGCUAAAACUUUGUCGAAUUGGGCUCUUAAAAGUUCACCGAAAUUUGUUAUUUUAUUGGGUGACAAUUUCUAUGAUAAAGGAGUCAAAUCUCUAAGCGAUUCUAGAUUCCAAAGUUCAUUCGAAGAUUUAUAUUCAAACGAUACCCUGAAUAUCCCGUGGUAUGUAAUAGCCGGUAAUCAUGAUCAUUUGGGAAGUGUUCAGGCGCAAAUAUCUUAUACAUCUUUGUCUAGGCGUUGGAAAUAUCCUCAUUUUUACUACCAGCUAUCCUUCAAAAUCAAACAUCCGCUACAUGAAGAAAAGCCAUUAAAUUUUCAAAUCGUCGCCGUUGACACGGUAAUCUUAUGCGGUAAAAAGUAUUAUCUGGAUUUAGAAAACCAAAAUAAAAUUGAAACGAAUACAAUUAUUAGAGUUGACUGGGAUGACCAAGAUACUGAUAAACAUUGGGAUUGGUUAAAAUCAAUUCUAAGCAAGUCAUCAGCAGAUUUCAUUUUAGUAAUUGGGCAUUACCCAAUAUAUUCGAUAGGCCAUCACGGGCCUGAUAAAUGCCUCAUCAAAAAGCUUAGACCUCUCUUAAUCAAGCACAGAGUAAAUGCCUAUAUUAGCGGACAUGAUCAUGAUCAGCAGCAUUUAUCCGAAAAUUACGUUACUCAACCGAUAAAUAAUUUAACCAUUCCUAAUGAAAUGCAUUAUUUUGUAUUUGGAUCGGGCUCUAGAAUUGAUCCAAAAUCACCUCAUAAAAAUUCCAUCCCUCCUAACAUGUUCAAAUAUUUUCAAGCAGAUGUAGACAAGUUUGGCGGAUUUGGUUCGUUUGGAUUAGAUAGCAAUGCUUCAUUAAAGAUAAAUUUUGUUGAUGGUUUAGGCAAGUCCAUUAUAAAUUUGAGGACUCUUGGAAUUGUAGAGCUGAAGGAGAGAUGUACAGGAGAAUAUAUAAAAGAGAAUAUAUUAAAAACUUUACUAAAAUUUAAAAUUAAUAUUCAACAAAUAUACACAAUUACUUCUGAUAAUGGUUGUAAUUUUUUAAGAGCUAUAAAGCUCCUGCAAUCUGAAACUGAUUAUGAUAUAAGGAGUGAAUCAGCAGAUGAGGAAAAUAUGGAUGUAAAUGUAUAUAAAUAUGAUAUUGAUGAUAUACAAAAUACUUUUUUAUCAACUAUUAUAUCCUAUCCGAUUUAUAGUGUACGGUGUGCAGCUCACACACUUCAGCUGGCACUUCAAGAUGCUAUAAAAUUAUCACCUAUUGUGGAAACCAUUGCAAAAGCUAGGAGCCUAAAUUUAAAAUUAAGACAUCAUCCCACUUACCAAAAGUUAUUAAAAAAUAUGAAACUCCCUAAGCCUGUGUUAGAUUGCCACAGAUGGCAUUCAACCCAUGAUAUGUUAGAAAGGCUGAUUUUACUAAAACCCAAUAUCGAAGAUUUUUUUACAGAGCAAUCUGAUUAUUUAUUGACUGAAGAUUGGAAAGAGAUAAUAACGAUUGUUGAAAUUUUAAAACCGCUAAAAAUCGCAACCAAACAAUUCCAAUCUGAACAGUUAACACUGACAGAUUUUUAUGCAGCAUGGUUAAGAUGCUGCAUCGAACUGGAAAAAAAUCCAAACCAUUUUGCUCAAUUACUAUAUUCUUGUCUUAAGAACAGAGAAGAAAGGUUUAUAAAGAACGAAAUUCUCUUAGCUGCCAUAUACCUGGACCCAAGAUACAAGGUAUUACUUAGUGAUGAUGAUAAGAUUUGUGCGAAAAAACAUCUUGUCAAUUUAUGGAGACGAAUUUUAAAAGCUUAA
Molecule: messenger RNA, 2017 nt
Organism: Gordionus sp. m RMFG-2023
Lineage: Eukaryota; Metazoa; Nematomorpha; Gordioida; Chordodea; Parachordodidae
Exons: 8
Coding region: 101-2017 (638 amino acids)
Molecular function (GO): acid phosphatase activity; ferric iron binding; ferrous iron binding
Source: RefSeq, a predicted model, not a curated record